Frankliniella occidentalis (western flower thrips) is the source of this 6048-nucleotide messenger RNA. RefSeq lists its product as uncharacterized. The transcript is spliced from 7 exons. The record is from RefSeq and is a predicted model, not a curated record. Lineage: Eukaryota; Metazoa; Arthropoda; Insecta; Thysanoptera; Thripidae. Bases 152 to 5707 code for a protein of 1851 amino acids.
ACAAACGUGCAGGGGGGUUAGGGCGUGAGGAGGGCAGUAACGGGUGAUCACAGCUAAGCGGGGGAUCUUGUUAUUCGUAUUUUCAAGUAUUUUACGUUGGAUGUCAACGUUAUUUUGAAAUCAACAACUGUGGAACUGACAGCUGACAGCCAUGGAGUCCAAUGCAGACGAAAAUUCGCCACCGAGAUCUGAUCUCGUAGCGAAGACAAGACGUCAAUCAACCUUACUGGAUUCUCCCAGCCGUGUUACCCGCAGUCAAGUUAGACGUCUCUCUAGUGCGCCUGUGGAGCCACCGAUGUCUCCCAAGCCAGCUGUCAACAGGAGACGUUCUGCCAGGGUUUCUGAGAGUAUCAGUGAUGUAGCUUCCCAAGACGACGUUUCUUCCAUCCAAGAUGAAGCAGAAACUGGCAAGCCAAUCCAACGUGCUCGCAGGUCUACCAGAAGGUCAUUCGCUGAUACUACUGAAACUGCUCUGUCGCAGAGGAGCACCCUUUCAAGUAUUGAGGAGGAUACUAAACCAGUGACUCGGCGUACUAGAGCCUCACUGAAACCGGUAGAGGAAACUGAUUCAGAACUUGUCCUCCCACCAACUCGUCGAACUCGUCGAAGCUCAAUCAGUAGUGUGACAUCAGUUUCCACCAUAGCUUCUAAUGCUCAAUCACCUCAAAGGCGAACUCGAGCUUCCCGUAGGAAUUUGUCACCAGUUCCAUCCCCGACUUUCUCUGAAGCUAGUGUAAUUUCUGAAUUACCGGAAGGGUCACCAAAUAUCAAGAAAACCAACUCUCCUGCAGCAAGUGAUUUAAAUACCUCAUCUAAAAGCAUAACACCAUUGUCUUCAAAUGUUUCUCCAGCAAUGCCUUUGUCUGGGAAAACACCAAAUUCUGCUGAGGUCAAACGAUCUAGUUCUAAGGACAAAAGUCCCAUGGUUAAGUUAUCUGACAUCUCUUUUACUACACCCAGACAGCUAAACCUAGAUGAUUCAGGUUCUGCAAGCAAGAAGAGAGCUUCCCUUACAAAUGAGGAGAUUGAGAUAAUUGAUGUAAAUGAGGAGUCUGAUAAUAGUUCAAUUCAAAAAUCCCGCCGAUCUCAAGGUAGGCUUUCUUUGACUUCAAGGAAAUCCACACCUUCAAAACCUGCCCAAUUUAUUGAGUCACCUCUGCAGAAGCCUUCAGAUGAAAUAAUGACUGUUGAUUUAGAUUCACAAUCUCAGUCUGUGGAUGGCAAGCCACUCCGUGUCAGUGUUGGCUCUCAAAAUGCCAACACUGAAAGGCCACGCAGGAACUCUGGUAGGCUGUCAUUGUCUAAGUUUGUGGAAACGCCCCUAAGUAACUCAGAUGCAAAUGAAAGUGAAAAACUGAAUGAAUCUUCUCCCGAAGAUGUUGACUCCUCUACUAAUGUAAGUUCAAGAAAAUUAGAGCUUGACAAGUCUCUGAAUUCCAGUAAAAGACUAUCACUGUCAAAGUUUGUUGAAAAUGCACUUGAAGAGACUGGUAAGAAAGGACUGGUUGAAAGUGAGACAACCUCUGCAGAAAUUAAUGAGAUACUUUCUGAGGACAAUGUUAACAGUUUAGAAGACCACCUGAACAAGUCAAAGACUGAAUUGGAAAAAUCACGACGAAGUUCUACUGGAAAUAAGUUUAUUGAGACCCCUUUUAAAAACUCUCCAACCAAGCAAACUGAAGAUGUUGAUCAGGGGAAGUCUGGGAGACAAUCUAUUUCAAGAGCUUCUCUAUCUUCAGUAAAGUCCCCAGAACUGGAAAAAUCUCAAAGAAAAUCUGCUAAUAGGUUUUCACUGGCUUCUAACAUUACUAGUGACACCAACCCUGAAGAUGAUCAUGAGACUCAAGCUGACCACUCAAGUAGGAAAUCUACUGGUAGAUUGUCUUUAUCUUCAAUCAAGUCUCCAGAGUCCCAAAGGAAUUCAAUGGGCCGGCUCUCUCUUAACUCUCAAAAAUCAUUAAUUAUUGACCUUGAUCGUGAUAAUGAUGAGAUUCAACCUGAAAAAUCAAGCAGGAAAUCCAGUGGAAGAGAUUCUGUAUCACCUGUAAAGUCCCCAGAACUAGGAAAUUCUAAGAGAUUGUCUGUUGGACGGUUUUCUCUUACAUCUUUGAAGAACACAGAUCCUGAUAGUGCAGAUGAUGUUCAACUUGAAAAAUCCAGUAGGAAAUCUAUUGGAAGAGAUUCUUUAUCUCCAUCCAAGUCACCAGAACUUGAAAAGUCCAGCAGAAAAUCAGUUGGAAGGGAUUCUACAUCACCAGUGAAGUCUCCAGAAGUGGAAAAAUCUCAGAGGAUGUCUGUUGGGGGUCUAUCACUCUUGUCUAAUAAGUCGGUGAGUAACAUUGAUCCUGACAAUGCAGACAAUAAGUCUGACAAAUUAAGCAGAAAAUCAAUUGGAAGGGAUUCAGUAUCACCAGUCAAGUCCCCAGAACUGGAAAAGUCUCAAAGAAAGUCUAUUGGUUCUGAAAAGUCAUCUAAUAUCAUUAAUCCUGAUACUGAAAAUGAGGACCAAGGUGAAAAGUCAAGUAGGAAGUCAACUGGUAGUACCUCUGCAUCUCCCUUAAAAUCUCCAGAGCUGGAUAAAUCUCAAAGAAGUUCUCUUGGAAGAUUAUCAUUGACUUCAAACAAAUCAUCGCCUAUCAGGCUGGAUAAUAGCCCACAUCUAACUCCUAGAGAUGUAGCUAAUUUGAGAAGUUAUUUUGCAUCCUCUACUCCUACUGCCUGUCUAAAAGAACAAUCACCAGUGAAAGAAGUAAGUUUGCUCGAAAAAUCCAAGGUGUCAAACCAGUCCCUGAGCAGAUCAUCUGGAAGACUUUCUUUGACACCAAGCAAAUCUGUUCCUCCAACCAAAUCUAACGUGAUGUCAUCCGAUCGAUUUUCUGAUCAGGUAGAUGAUGAUGGUGAUGAUGAUUCCGAGGAUGUUGAUUCAGAGGAUGUCGAAAGUCAUGAAAGUGACUCCAAUCCCAGAAGUAUUGGCACUUCAGCCUCAACAUCACAUAGAGCUUCUACAGGAAACACUCUUUCCGAGCAAACCUUUGAGUCAGAAGGCAUGGGAAAAUCCAGAGUAUCUACAGGAUCCCUUCCACACAAAAGUCCUUUGAAGUCAGGUGUGUUGAAUAGUGAAGUGGAAGAGUCAUUAUCAAUUUCUCACAGCAACAAUAUUUCAAAAGGAAGUUCACAUGCUGAUAACUCAUCAUCAUUUAAUGACAAAACAAAAAUUGGAAUGUCUGAGGAUCUGAAUGUCUCUCCCAUCAAACAAGAUCAAGCGAAACUGAAAAACUUAACUUUGACUCCCUCAUCUUCAGAAAAUUCAUUUAAUAAGUCACACUGUUCUCCAAAUCAUGCAUUUGAGAAAUCGACAGUUUUUAAUGAGCAAGAUGUGUCAUUUGGUUCUCAUACUGGAACAAAUGUGGAAAGUGAGCAUUCAUUGUCAACAAGUCGCCCAUCUUCUCAAAUGAAUGUGUCACAUCACAUUGAGAACUUGACAAAUGACACUUCUAUCAAAAGUUUAGAGAGAAAAUCCCCUUUCAAAAAAUCCACUGAGGUCUUGGCUCCAAGUGAUACUGAAGAUAACAUUGAUAAGCCAUCCAAAUUUAAGGCUUCUAUUUCAAGUAAAGUCUACAAAGAUGCUGCAUUUUUGCUUAGUGGAGGAAGUGUCUCAGAUUUUGAUGACCAAGAAGACGAUGAUGCUGACAAGUGGCAGCAAUUCUCUUCCCCUGCCACUAAAUCCAAAAGGGAAAAACGGCUUGAAAAGAAAGCCAAGAAGAAAAUUGAGAAGGAAGAAAGAAGGAAGGCAAAGCUGGAACGCAUGAAGCAAGUAGAGGCCAAUGAGGAUGAUUCAGAUGGGUCAGAUGUGAUAGAAGGAGAAUCUAAUCUUAAAUCUGUCACCCAAACUUUGUCGCCAGGAUUGAAAGUUACAACUUCCAAUUGUCAAGCAUCUGAUGAUGAAGUUAUCGAAGUCAUUCAUAGUGACAAAACAAGUAGGAAACGAAAAGUUGGAUCCACAGAUUUUAAUACCAGUAAAAUCACAGACCAAAACUUUGAAGUUCUGGGUGCUUCAAGUGAGUUGGUUAAUAGUGUCAAUAAACGAAAGAGUCUGCCUGAUUCUGAUAAUAGCAUCUCAAAUAAGAAAAUGAGUGUGAAUCUUCUUCAGAGUGAUGUGCCUACCUCAAUGAUUUCUACCAAUGACAAUAUUGCAACUCUCCUUGACGAUUUUGUUGAUAUCGCCUCUGAAGAAUCUGCGGAUUGUGUUGAGCUAGUUCGCUCUGAUCCUGCUGAGACAUUAAAGAAAAAAAAGAAAAAGAAGUUAGUUCAAGUUAAUACUAAUCAUGACAUAGCAUCAGGUGAACAAAAGAUAAAGAAGACAAAGAAGAAUAAACUUAAACAGCUUGCCACCAAUGUGGAAAAUGAAUCAGUGGAAUCUGACAAACCAUUAAAAAGGAAGAGGAAAAACAAGGAUCAAAGCAACAUAGAAAAUGAAUCAGAGGCUCAAAUGCAUGAAAUUAAAAAGGCAAAGAAAAAAGCCAGAGCAGCUACAGUAGAAGAGGGGUCUGAACAACCUUUGAAAAAGAAGAAAAAAGUUACAGAAAAAGCUGAACCUACAGAUGCCAUGAAACUAAAGAAGAAAAAGAAAAAUGACAAAGAACAAGCAAGCACUGAAGCUGAGUCUGAAGACACUGUAAAACUAGUUAAGAAGAAGAAGAAAAAGGCUAAGCUGUCAGUCAUGGAGAAUCAGGUCCAUGCAUUGGAAGAACUUCAUGAAAUCAGGGGGAAAAAAACAAAGAAAAAUAUUGCUGUUGACAAAAACACUGAAGAUAACUCGGGAGUUGCUAAACCUCAAAAGAAAUUAAAGAAGAAAUCACAUGGAUCCUUUGACCCAAGUCCAUUAGAUGUCAAUGAUGGGACAUCUGCCAAAAUACUCAAAAAGAAGAAAAAAAAUAAUGCAGCUUUGGUUGAGCCUACAAAUGGUAAUGGUUCUGAUUCUGAUGAUGCACCCACCUCUGUCUCAUUUGCUGCUGGAAAAGAAUCUGCACUUGCAGAAUUAUCUGCGGCUGCUGAAAGUAUUAAAAAACAAAAGGAAUUGAAAAAGCAGAAACUCAAAAUCAAGCAGGAAAGGAUGAGAGAGGAAAAGCUUGCUAAGCUGGAAAAGCUAAAAAAGAAGCAGAAACGGAAAGCCAAACACCUUGAGGGUCGAGAAGUAAAUUCCUCAACAGGCAUAUCAGUGGAUGGAUCAUCUUACAAAAUUUAUUUUGAUGGGGAGAAUAAUGCUAGCACAUCUAAGUUGCCCAAGCGCUUGCCGGAAGAGUUCUUAGAAUCUCUCAGUGAACAGCCCCCUACCAAACUUGUGAGACGCGCUGAUGGUUCAAAGGAGAGAGUGGCUGCUGCAGCAGUGUCAAAAGAAGAACAAGAGUAUCUUGAAAGGAAGAAAGCUAAAAAAUUGGCCCGUAAGAUGGAAAAGCAGAGAAUGCUUCAGGCAGAUUAUGUACCUUUAGAAGGUGUCCUUGGAUCAACUAGAUUUGGGGUUGUCCCUUUGAGGAACAUCAUGCUAGCCAAGAAAUUAGAAAAGAACAAGCUUGCUGAAGAGGCCGCGAAUUUCCGUCAACAGAGUUUGUUUGGAAAUCGAAUUCGACGAACACCGAUAUCAUCCGUACUUUCCCACAAAGAGAAACUAAAAGCUUCAGGCAAAGAUCAGCUUGUAAAAUCCAAGUAAUUUUAAUGCCUAUCAUGAUAUUGCGAGCUGUGAUUAACUGUAGUGCCAUUUCACCAUAGAGGAAAUUAGUCCUCUACUGUUGUUCUGCAGUUUUUUCCCCCCUAUUGUACUUUGAAUGGUUUAUCAUUCUAUUGUGGUUUUAAUUAUCAACAACUUUGUGGACUUUCCCAAACCCCUAUUUUAAUUAAAUGUUGAAUUCUUUGACUUAGUUUUUAAAGGGCGGUAUUAAACGUUAUUUUUCUACUGGCAUGUUUGACAUAACUUAUAAGGACUGGAUUGUAAUUUAGAGUAGUGUUAUUUAAUUAAGUGUUUCUAAACAAUAAACCUUUGAAAGCAAUUUA